ACCGGAAGUGGGGGAGGGAAAAUAAAAGCGGAGGCCGGUUUUCUCCCACCCGCUGUCUUUUUUUAUGGUAUUGUUGAGGAUCGGAGGGCUUUCGUGUGGUUUCCGUUUUCCUACGAUUCUGCUUUAGCUAAACCAGAGACAGCAAUGGUAUAAUUGCAGGAGGGCCCCGAGGAAGACGAAAAUGGGAUGGGGAGAGGAGAUUAGCCGGAAAAGAGCAGUUUUUGGGAUUUUCCUUUGUCUUUCUCCUGCUGCUGCAGCCCCGGAAAUCGGGUGAGGUCCGGAGGAAGGAGGAAUCCCCGCGAGCUCUAUCAGAUUAGCUCUUAGCUCUUCUUCUUCAUCGUUUCUAUUUCUGAGGGUUUGCAUCGGACAAACAUGGUGAGGGGAAGGACGGAGAUGAGGAGGAUAGAGAACCCGACGAGUCGGCAGGUUACGUUUUCGAAGAGAAGGAACGGGUUGCUGAAAAAGGCUUUUGAGUUAUCAGUGCUCUGCGAUGCUGAGGUUGGACUGAUCGUCUUUUCUCCUCGCGGGAAGCUCUACGAGUUCGCGAGUUCCAGCAUGCUGAAGACCAUUGAGCGUUACAAGAUGAAUAACAAAGAGGUGAUCGAUAAUAACAAAUCAAACGAGCAAAACAUUCAGCAGUGGAAGCAGGAUUCGGAGCUCAUGUCAAAGAAGAUUGAUGUACUCGAAGAUUCUAAACGGAAGCUGAUGGGUGAAAACCUUGAAUCCUGCUCUGUGGAGGAGCUGCAUGAGUUAGAGACUGAACUUGAGCAAAGCAUAAGCAAAGUUAGAUGGCGAAAGAACCAUUUGCUGGAAGAGCAGGUAGUGCAACUUAAAGAAAAGGAGAAGGUGCUAUUAGAAGAGAAUGCCUUGCUACAAAAGCAAGGACCUCACACAACCUUAUCUCUGUGGAAGGAGCCAUUGCAGGGCUUGAAUACUUCGAAGGAGAUGGUUCCCCAAUGUGAUAAGAACAUGGAUGUAGAGACUGAACUGUAUGUAGGAUGGCCUGGAGGUGGAGGAAGAACCCAACAGUUGUUGAAAGGAUGACCUUUCGACUUUUUUACAUCAUUAAAUUUUCGAACAAGCACCAUAAUUAUUAUGUACAAUAUUAUAUAAUAAUUUAAAAGUGCAUUUAUGUCAUUACAGAAGCGGCGAAUGCUUUUUUGCCCCCAAGUGAAAUGGAAAGUUGUUUGGUGAACUUUGGGCAGGAAUUUUAUUGCUUGUGUACGUCAUAAUGCUAAAUGUUCAUUUUCAUUACUUGCAAA
This is a messenger RNA of Phalaenopsis equestris, 1262 nucleotides long. RefSeq names its product MADS-box transcription factor 50-like. The record is from RefSeq and is a predicted model, not a curated record. Gene Ontology annotation, cellular component: nucleus. Bases 373 to 1044 code for a protein of 223 amino acids. NCBI's taxonomy places the organism in Eukaryota, Viridiplantae, Streptophyta, Magnoliopsida, Asparagales, Orchidaceae. Gene Ontology annotation, molecular function: protein dimerization activity; RNA polymerase II cis-regulatory region sequence-specific DNA binding; DNA-binding transcription factor activity, RNA polymerase II-specific. The transcript has 8 exons. Gene Ontology annotation, biological process: positive regulation of transcription by RNA polymerase II.